Molecule: messenger RNA, 1902 nt
Organism: Zingiber officinale
Lineage: Eukaryota; Viridiplantae; Streptophyta; Magnoliopsida; Zingiberales; Zingiberaceae
Exons: 4
Coding region: 1-1902 (633 amino acids)
Source: RefSeq, a predicted model, not a curated record
AUGGGUCACCGCAAAUUUUUAAACAGUGAUCAUGAGUUUCGCAAAGAUUCUCAACAUUUCGAUGGCACAGAAGAGUAUGGAAGACCACCACCAAUACUUUCAGCAGACACAGUGAUCAAUGAGUUAAAAAAUUUUAAAUUGAAAUUUGGAAAAAUAGUUGAUGAUAAUCCAGAACUACCAUUCAAUUGGAAAAAGCUGAGUAUUUUCUUCGAUUUACCAUAUUGGAAAGAUAAUGUGAUACGCCACAAUCUUGAUCUUAUGCAUAUUGAAAAGAAUGUGUGCGAAUCAAUUUGUGGGACAUUGCUAGAUAUGGAAGGAAAAACGAAAGAUAAUAUUAAAUCACGUCUUGAUUUGCAAGAAAUUGGGAUAAGAUCAGAACUUCAUCCUAUUGAGAAGGGACCGAGUAGAGUUUACCUACCUCCAGCUUGUUAUUCAAUGGGGAAAAAAGAGAAGGGUACAUUUUGCAAGGCUUUGAAAAAAGUUAAAGUUCCAGAUGGUUAUGCAUCUAACAUUUCACGAUGCGUUCAACUGAAACCAGCAAAAUUAAUUGGUCUAAAAAGUCAUGACAACCAUAUUUUGAUGCAACAGUUGUUGCCGGUAGCACUACGUAAAACUUUGUCUAAAUCAGUUCGGAAUCCUUUGAUCAGAUUGUGUAGGUAUUUUAGAGAGCUAUGUUGUAAAGUAAUUUCUCCUACUGAUGUGGUUCGUCUGAGGAAAGACAUUGCGGUGAUUCUUUGUCAACUCGAGAAAAUUUUUGCUCCGUCAUUUUUUGACAUAAUGAUUCAUUUGACUGUACAUUUGGCUACUGAAGUACAACUUGCUGGACCAGUUUAUUAUCGUUGGAUGUAUCCAAUUGAAAGGUACUUAGGGACAUUGAAGUCAUAUGUUCGAAAUAGAAGUCGACCAGAAGGAUCCAUUGCUGAGGGGUAUUUGGCUGAGGAAUGUUUGACAUUCUGUUCUUUAUAUUUAGCCGAUUAUGUAGAGACAAGAUUCAAUCAAUCAACGAGAAAUGAUGAUACAACUAUCGGUUCAACAUUUGCAUUGGACGUGUUUACAGCCUCUGGUUAUGCACUUGGAAAGGCCAUUGCAACUAAGUUUGAUGAUGAGACAUUAAAGAAGGCACAUCAAUAUGUGUUAUUCAACUGUCAUCACAUACAAUCUUAUAUAGAUGAACACCGUCGGAUUUUGAAUCUUAGUCAUUCUGGUCUUCCACCUCACCAGAUUGAACGUAUGCAUAGUGAGUCUUUUGCAUCUUGGUUUGCAAAACAUAUCGAAAAUACAAAUCCUUCCCAGGAUGAUCCAAUAUCAAAUGAUCUGAAAUCACUUGCCAGAGGUCCGAAUUUCAUAGGGAUACGAUAUGAAAAAUUCCUUUCCAACGGAUUUAGGUUUCAUACAAAAGAAGUGGAACGCAAGAGAAAAACUCAGAAUUGUGGUGUUAUUGUUCGGGCUACUACUUCAAGUUAUUCAAGUAUUAGAGAUCAGAAUCCAAUAUCAAGUGAACUUGAUUAUUAUGGAAUUUUGCAAAAUGUGAUUGAGUUAGAUUACGAGGGAGGUCGAAGAGUUGUUUUAUUUGAAUGUGAUUGGGUCUCCAAAGGCAAACGACUAAAACUAGACGAGGAUGGUUUUAUGUUGGCCAAUUUUACAAAUGUGAAGCGUCAUAACGAGCCUUAUAUUUUAGCAUCACAAGCCAUGCAAGUUUUUUAUGUGGGAGAUCCAGUUGAUUGUAAUUGGCAUGUAAUUAUCACCACCGAUGCACGAGGACAGUAUAAAAUGCAACCUGUGGCAGAUGUUGAUACAUACCUUCAAAGUUGUAUUUGUAAUCCUGAAGACGACCAUGAUCAUGAAGAAAUCAUUUGGGUUCGGGAUGAUGCUACAGGAGUUGAAAUUGAUGUUGAUAUAUGA